Molecule: messenger RNA, 2076 nt
Organism: Plutella xylostella (diamondback moth)
Lineage: Eukaryota; Metazoa; Arthropoda; Insecta; Lepidoptera; Plutellidae
Gene: und
Product: methionyl aminopeptidase und
Biological process (GO): proteolysis
Cellular component (GO): cytoplasm
Molecular function (GO): metalloaminopeptidase activity
Source: RefSeq, a predicted model, not a curated record
AACCGACUGAGCCAAAUGUGACAUUUACUUCCAUUCGUAGAUUUUUAGUUUCAAAACGCACUUCUAAAGUCGCAUGGAAAAUAAUUUGUUUUAGCUCUAAUCCUAUUUUGUUAAUUAUUUGAAAAUGGCUUCAGUUCAAAAAAGCGAUAAGGAUUUAAAAGAUGAAACAGCCGAAAUUGGAGAAGACGAGGAGGUGGACGGUGUAGAGGAAGGAGAGAACAAAGAUCCCGCCAAGAAGAAAAAAAAGAAAAAGAAGAAGAAGAAGACAGCUGGUGAAGGAGAGCCAGAAAAUGUAGAAGCGAAAGACGAGCCUGCCGGCGAAAUAGACGCAGAGGGAGACGAGAAAAAAAAGAAGAAGAAGAAGAGCAAGGGUAAAGGCGGGAAGAAGGAACAAACCGACCCUCCCACCAUACCUAUUGCUGAGUUGUUCCCAGAUGGCAACUUCCCCGAGGGCCAGAUCAUGGAGCAUGGCAAGGCGGAGGGCAUUGACGAGAGGACGGCCAAGGAACGGUUCUCCAGCGAAGAGAAGAGGGCUCUGGACAGGAUGCACCAGGACAUCUACCAGGAGAUCAGGCAUGCCGCUGAAGCUCAUAGACAGACUCGGCAGCACAUGAAGAGGUGGAUCAAGCCGGGCAUGACCAUGAUCGAGAUCUGCGAGGAGCUCGAGAACACCGCCCGGCGUCUCAUCGGUGAAGAUGGUCUGAAGGCCGGCCUCGCCUUCCCAACUGGUUGCAGCCGCAACAACUGCGCCGCCCAUUACACUCCUAAUACUGGCGACACAACAGUCCUAGAAUACGACGACGUGGUGAAGAUAGACUUUGGCACGCACAUCAACGGGCGUAUCAUCGACUGUGCGUUCACGCUCCACUUCAACCCCAAGUACGACCCGCUGGUGAAGGGAGUGCAGGAGGCCACGGAGGCGGGGAUUAGAGCCUCGGGGAUCGAUGCCAGGCUGUGUGAUGUGGGCGCUGCUGUGCAGGAGGUAAUGGAGUCGCAUGAGGUGGAGCUGGAUGGUACUACGUACCAGGUGAAGCCGAUCAGGAACCUGAAUGGGCACUCCAUUGGGCCUUACAGGAUCCACGCCGGCAAAACCGUGCCCAUCGUCAAGGGGGGUGAAACAACCCGUAUGGAGGAGAACGAGUUCUACGCGAUAGAGACAUUCGGCUCCACGGGGCGCGGCCAGGUGCACGACGACAUGGACUGCUCGCACUACAUGAAGAACUUCGACCAGCAGUUCAUACCGCUCAGACUGCAAUCGUCUAAGCAGCUGCUGAACACGAUAAACAAGAACUUUGGCACACUGGCCUUCUGCAAGCGUUGGCUGGAGCGCGCGGGCGCGUCGCGCUACGCUAUGGCUCUAAAGGACUUGUGUGACAAGGGUGUGGUCGACGCCUACCCGCCGCUAUGCGACAUCAAGGGCUGCUACACCGCGCAGUUCGAACACACCAUCCUCCUUAGACCGACGUGCAAGGAGGUCGUCUCGCGCGGAGACGAUUAUUAAAAACAAAACAGUGUCCUUGAAUAUUAUACUCUGUGAUAUCUCGGGACUGUUGUUGCUGGCCGGAAAGAGGCCGGAAAACAAAAAAAUAUUUUGAUUGUAUGUUCUUUUUUUAUUAAAUAAGUUUUCAGUGAACUCGGUUCGCAGUUUCGCUUUUAAAUAAAAUUGCUGUUAGUGGACACAUAGUGUCUUUAAAUUUUGAUUUUAAAUCUGAUAUUCUAGCGUGGUUUGGUUUUAUUACAAGUUCAAGUAAAACUUUUCAUGAAGGUCGAACAAAGACGAUCGGAUAAAUUUAUUAUGGUCCUUGGUCGAAAUCAAAAGUUCAUAGUUUGUUAAAUAAAUGUUGCAAUUUAUAACCUUCAUUUGUUUAACUACAAGUCAUUUCUUUAUCUUUUUACAUUUAUGUACUGUUUUCAUUAUACAUUUUAUAUUAUUUACGUGCUUUUUAAACGGUUUUUAUUAACCGAUUCGUAUUUUAAAUUUUCUUUCUGUGCUAAUCUCGUUAUUAUGUUUAACGUUAUUGUAAAUGAAAAUGUCGAUAAUAUUCAGAUACUAAUAAAGUUCAGUGUAAAAAACAA